CCUACGAGGGUGAGUUUAGGAAAAGACGGAGCCACCCUGUCAAUCACAAUGAAGGAACCAUGGGAGUAAACUGCCUGGAAAGGUCGCCUUAGCCUGUGUGUUUCCAUAGAAGAGUGUUUUAAAUGCUUUGAGGACGCCAAGUAUGCUCCGCACCAGUGUGGGACGUCUACACCUGAUCGCGCAAACUGGGAAUGGACGGAGAUUAGCAUGAGGCGUCACGUUUAACAACAAAACUUCGCGGCUCCUGAGUUGUCUGCGCCUUUUUGCGACCUCAGCGUUGCAAAAUCCACGAGCAGCCGCAGAUAUUUGUACAAAAGGCGGCGCCGCGGAGGCUUUUAUGCUCCCCAGGUCAAGGAUAAGCGCGUAUUUGAGUACAACUGGGUGAAAUCUGGUCUGUGCAUUUCAAAGAGCUGCUUUGUCGGCACUCAAGAAGACACUCCCAAAAACAAGCGAAGACAAACAAGCUUUCUCCGCUCCAGCUCCGAGAAGGAGGGUAGGAAAGGGAGCAGAUAUGAGCGGGGGAGAGGUGGUGUGCUCGGGCUGGCUCAGAAAGUCUCCUCCUGAAAAAAAGUUGAGACGUUACGCAUGGAAGAAGCGGUGGUUUGUUCUUCGAAACGGCCGUCUGACGGGCGACCCAGACGUGUUGGAGUACUACAAGAAUGACCAUACCAAGAAGCCCAUCAGAGUCAUAGACCUCAACUUAUGUGAGCAGGUGGAUGCUGGCCUGACGUUUAACAAGAAGGACCUGGAGCACAGCUUCAUCUUCGACAUAAAGACCAUUGACCGCGUGUUCUACCUGGUGGCCGACACUGAGGAGGAAAUGAACAAGUGGGUCCACUCCAUCUGCGAAAUCUGUGGCUUCAACCCCACUGACGACGAAGCUGCCAAAGCCUCUUCCCAUUCGUCCACAGGCCAGGUGGUGGACACGCCCCCACACCCCGCUCACCAUGGCCACCUCAUGGGCCCGGCCGCGUCUGUGCUGUCGGCUGUCCCUCCUCCAUAUCAGCCUGUCCACGUCGCUCACCUCGAGUCCCAGUCCAGUUCGGAGGAGCCCACGGAGGACUAUCUGUGGUUGGUCAACUGUGAGAGCAAGAAGCCUGAGCCCUACAGGGCUCACGCAAAGUCUACCUCUUCAGAGACCGACCUGAACGACAACGUCCCCUCCCACCGCACGCCCACCUCCACCACGUCGGCCAAACACACCUCGCACAACGGCUUCUUCGCCCAGCACCACGGCCCCGCCUCCGCCUCCUCCAUCUACGACUCCCCUCCUUCGCGGGGCACCUCCUUUUCCACUGACUCUGGCCUCUACCACCUGCCCCGUAGCUACUCCCAAGACACUGUGCUCGCCCCCAGAUCCGCGCCCUCCCCGUCCACGCACCCGGACAGCACGGCCGCCGAGAUUUACACUUUCAACACGCCGACUCGGAAGGCGUCCAUGGAGAUGCAGAUGCGCAACAUGUCGAUCAGUUACGAUUUCCCCACCACCCCCGGUUCGAACUGUACGUACCAAGUGCCCCGUACGAUGCCUUCCACGGGGUCGGAGAGCGGCGGGGACGUGGUGCCACCUCCGAGACCUCCCAAACCUUCUCUCACGUCCACGUCGGGACUGCCGCCGCCCCCCGCCGAGCGCUCGCCGACGGACAACUACUGCGUGCCCAGGUCGGCCUCGGAGACGGACGGGAACUACUGCGUGCCCACGGCGGCCGGAAACAAGGCUCUGCGCAGUAACACCAUCGGAACUGUGGACUGUUCACGGAUACGGAAAGAUUUUGGAUCACAGGACUGCUAUGACAUUCCUCGGUCGUUUCCCUCUGACAAAAGCUGCUCAUUUGAUUUCAAUGAAAGCUUCAAUAGUUAUUUUAAAAACAAAGGUAUGAUGCCCUUGGGGAGCCAGUCCACCGAAGAGAUGGAUCAGAACUACGUGCCCAUGAGCGCCAACUCCCCGUCGCACCACUCGGGCAGCCUGUCUGAGCCCAUCCACGAAGCCAACUACGUGCCCAUGACCCCCAGCAGCAUGGAGUUCUCCUCUCUGGGUAAACAGGUGCCUCCCCCUGCGCACAUGGGGUUCAGGUCCAGCCCCAAGACCCCCCCUCGUCGCCCCAUGAUGAGCGAAUGCCAGCCCCCUCCAGUGGACCGCAACCUCAAACCUGACCGUAAAGGUCAAAGUCCUAAAAUAAUAAGAGCAAAAGGUGUGGGUUUAGAGAGAACGGACUCUCAAACCGUAGGUGAAUUCCCCAGGGGACGACGUAAGGGAAAACCCGCCCCACUGGAGAUCAAACCUCUGCCGGAGUGGGAGGAGCCUUGUACCCCGGUCCGCUCGCCCGUCACGCGCUCGUUUGCCAGAGAUUUCUCUAGGUUUCCAAUCCCACCGCGACCUGCGUCAGUGCAUAGUACAGCCUCCAGCACUGACUCUGAAGAAUGUGAUGACAAUUAUGUGCCAAUGGUGCCCCCAGACGAACCAAACAUGAAGCUUGUUCCACCAAUGACUGCUGAUGGUGGAAGCAGCCCCAUGUCGAAACCCAAAGGAGACAAGCAGGUGGAGUAUCUCGAUUUGGAUCUUGAGUCUGGAACCUCUACUCCACCGAGAAAGAUGAAAAGCAAUGGGGCGGGCAUGCCUGCGUCAGACGAGCGCGUGGACUACGUGGUGGUGGACAGGCAGCGGACUCAGGCUUUAAAGAGCACCCGAGAGGCCUGGAACGACGGCCGGCAAUCCACAGAGACAGAGACCCCCAACAAAGGAACCAAGUGAAGAGCAGAGUCCCACCCUUCCCCACUUUCUCCCCCCAGCCUACAGCAGCCCCCCACAGAGCUCAGGCCUGUUUAACUCUUGGAGGCUCUCGUGAAGCCCUGGUCCCGUCUGUGCUGUUCUCAGUGGGAGAGUGGAGCUGCUGUCUGUCUGGAGCUCACUGUGCUUCUGUACGUGGAGUGUCGGCCAAGAAUAAGCUGUAUGCAAUGUGAACGCAGGUGACAGACUGGACUUGAAUAGGGUUUGACUGUUGCCCCCUUUUGUGGAUACAUUUUCUUUUUCAAUCAGAGUCCAAAUUUUUGCUUUGUUUUUCACCUUGAGUUAACAUUUCCUAAAUUUUUAAUGCUGUUCUCGUUCUGAAUUCAAGGUAAAAUCGUAGAUUGCGACAGCUAGCGCGGAGUUGCUCGAAACUAUUUUGAUAACUUGACUUGAUUUCAAACGGCAAACAGUCUGGCCAAUGGUAUGAAGUUGUUAUUGGAGCAGUUUGUGAAUCUCUAAUGAGAAAUGCGACUUUUACAACGCCGCUUUUCAGUCUUCCUGGCUGGUCUCUUCCAGGACAAAAUCUAAAAUCCACCCGGAAAACAACAGCAUAUCUGAUCCUGCUUUAAUUACGUGUUAAACUUUGGAACUUUUGCACUGAUUAAACAUAAAAGAGGCUUUAUUUAGCUUUAAACCAAUGAAAACUGGUAAUUAGCUUAAUGAACCCCAUAUCAGACCUUGCACUGCCAGUGUUCAGAUUCCAGUAUUUUACACGCACUUGCCAGCUUAUUAAAGGUGCAUUGUGUAACUUUUCUGGUGGAGGGAUCGUCACCUGCUUGUUUCUGUACUGUUGUUGUCUUUAGUCUGCCUGGAAUGUUCCACAGUAUGACAUUAAGCAGCUCUACUUGAUUUUUAUUCAAUUACAAGUGGUUUUAUAGCUCAAAAAUACCUACAAAAACAGACAUUCUGACUGUGAGCAGGGUCGUCUCUCCACAGAUCUGACCUGUAACUUGGUCUGGUUUGGUUUCCAAGGAGAUAGAAAGGUUUAAUACCAUACGGUGAAACAUUCAAGACAAAGCAAUAACCAGAAGGAGGCCCCAGGGAAGAACCAGGACACGUUGAAGGGUCUCUUGGCUGGCCUGGGAAAGCCUCGGAGUCCCCCCUUGGAGGAGCUGAAGGAAGUGUCUGGGGUGAAGGAAGUCUGGGAGUCCCUGCUUAGACUGCUGCCCCCUUGACCCAGCUCUGGAUAAGCGGAAAAAAACACGGAGAAAAGCAUUUGACCGACCCUCCACCACAAAAAGUUGCACCUUUACGAACACGGUCUACAAAGCCGUUUAGUUCUUCAUAUACACUUUUUUUUUCAUUACAGUAAUCUACAGGGAUAUUUCGGAUUGUUUCUCAGUCUCUGACAUAUGCAAGCACCAGAUUCACAGAUGUUUUGCUACAAUGACAACAGCCUUAUGGACGUGGAUUCUCUCUGUCAGUCUAUGUAGGGAUAACUGUGAUCUCCAAGGACAUGCACAACUCACGCGGUCAGUUUUGGGCUACGUUCAGUUCGAAUUUUAUUAUUUUUUUCAACUUUUUCCACAAGUGCUUCAAUCCAUCACGAUAAAAGCACAAAACUGUACAAAAGUGUUAUGUAAAUAUCCAAAUAAGUGUCCUUUAUUUGUAUGCGUUUUCCAGUGUGUGACUAAAAGGCUUGUGGAUUCUGCAGGGUAGAAUCCUCCGUCUGAUCGAAUAGCGUCAGGACUAAAGAAUGAAUUACUGUGAGUUUAAAUCCAUUGUGACAUGAUUUCUCUAGGUUAUGCAAAGGUGGUAAACUUAGGCUAGAGAGAGCAAAUCAGGUACUCUUUGCAAUGACAUACUAUUAACAGCUAUUCAUUUGUAAUUUAUUUUUCACAUUAUUUUAUCGGGAGAUGUCCUGUUCAUUUUGUCUGCAUAGUUUUACAUGCACCGCAGUUACAUUCACAUGCUCACUGAGAUUCCAAACUCUGUUGUCUUAGGUUUAAUUUAUUUGAAAUUGAACUGCCAUAAUGUUUUAAUCAAACCCUCAUGUUCUCAUCGACAUAAGUCUGUGCUUCAAGCCUCACGCAUGUGUUCAUCAAAUACAAUAGUUCUGCUGUAUAUAGACUGCCAUUGAUUUGAUAAAUGAUUAAAAAUUUGCCUACUAAGCCA
Messenger RNA from Boleophthalmus pectinirostris (great blue-spotted mudskipper), 4903 nucleotides. It is a transcript of the gene gab1, whose product is annotated as GRB2-associated binding protein 1. Lineage: Eukaryota; Metazoa; Chordata; Actinopteri; Gobiiformes; Gobiidae. The record is from RefSeq and is a predicted model, not a curated record.